Macadamia integrifolia is the source of this 3966-nucleotide messenger RNA. RefSeq names its product ubiquitin carboxyl-terminal hydrolase 18-like. Gene Ontology annotation, cellular component: cytosol; nucleus. Gene Ontology annotation, biological process: protein deubiquitination. The transcript is spliced from 12 exons. Gene Ontology annotation, molecular function: cysteine-type endopeptidase activity; cysteine-type deubiquitinase activity. The coding region runs from base 241 to 3675 and encodes 1144 amino acids. The record is from RefSeq and is a predicted model, not a curated record. NCBI's taxonomy places the organism in Eukaryota, Viridiplantae, Streptophyta, Magnoliopsida, Proteales, Proteaceae.
GGUAACGAUCAUAGCUAGUUAUAGCAACUCUUCUUUCCAACAUCCUUUGAAACAAAUCAUCAAUUCCAUCAUUUAAAUAUACCUGUAAAUAAUAGUAAGAACGACAAGAUAUAUAAAGGACCAGAAGAGAAAGAGAGAAAAGAGAGAGAAAAGAGAAAGCCUAGAGCGAUCUCUCUUUCUUUUUCUUUUUCUAUCUCUCGAUUGGUUUCCAAAUUCAAUCCAUGUGAGCUUCGAGCGUCGAUGCAUGUCGCUGGCCUUUCGUUGGAUCCCUAUUGGUUCCUUCAAUUCGUCUUCACUGCGUUUCUCGUUGCUCUUGGAUUACUUCACCUGGUGAAGAACACGGCUUCGAAGUAUUUCGUCGUCGACGCCAAUUUCGACGAAGGAGAGGGUAAUCGCCGGACUGGUCGCGACGAGAUGCUGGCCGUUGCCGGCGACGGCGAUGGCUGCGCUGUUUGCGGCAAUUCUACGAAUAAGAAGUGUUCACGUUGCAAAAUUGUUCGAUACUGCUCUCAAGCUUGCCAAGCAGAACAUUGGAAAUCAAUUCACAAAUCAGAAUGCAAAGUAGUCAAAUCAUCUGGCAGUAUAUCUUUGAUCCCAUCUGUCAGUGAUGCCAGAAGGAGAGCGGUCUUUGUGGAUAAAUCUCCAUCAGAUCCUGGUCAUGGAAACUGUAUGGUUCAGCGGUCAAAGAAGAUUCUUUUCCCUUAUGAUGAAUUUGUGAAGCUUUUCAACUGGGACAAGCCAGGAUUUCCACCUUGUGGCCUAAUAAAUUGUGGAAACAGCUGCUUUGCAAAUGUGGUUCUGCAAUGUCUUUCAUUCACUCGGCCACUGGUUGCCUUCUUGUUGGAGAAAAGUCACCGGAGGGAAUGUAGGCGGAAUGAUUGGUGCUUCUUAUGUGAACUUCAAACCCAUAUUGAAAGAGCUAGUCAUAAUUCGCAUCCCUUUUCACCUAUCAAUAUUCUCUCUCGGUUACCUAAUAUUGGUGGUAAUCUUGGCAAUGGAAAACAAGAGGAUGCUCACGAGUUCAUGAGGUUUGCAAUUGACACAAUGCAAUCAGUGUGCCUUGAUGAAUUUGGUGGAGAAAGAGCCCUCCAUCCGAGCUCCCAGGAGACAACCCUUAUUCAACAUAUAUUUGGUGGUCACCUCCAAUCUCAGGUGAUUUGUACAAAAUGCAAUAAGAUAUCAAAUCGAUAUGAAAAUAUGAUGGAUUUAACCGUUGAGAUUCAAGGAGAUGCAACAUCUUUGGAGGAUUGCCUAGACCAGUUCACUGUUAAAGAGCCGCUUGACGGGGAAAAUAUGUAUAAAUGUGAUGGAUGCAAUGCCUAUGUCAAGGCAUGGAAGCGUCUUACUGUUCGCCAGGCUCCAAAUAUCCUUACCAUUGCUCUUAAAAGAUUUCAGAGUGGAAGGUUUGGGAAACUGAACAAGAAAGUAACUUUUCCAGAGACUUUAGAUCUUGGCCCAUACAUGAGUGAAUCGGUAGAUGGCACCAAUUUGUAUAGGCUGUACGCUGUUGUUGUGCAUGUGGACAUGCUGAAUGCAUCUUUUUUUGGCCAUUACAUUUGUUACACAAAGGAUUUCCAGGGAAACUGGUACAGGAUUGAUGACUGUAAGGUCGUCACUGUUGAAUUGGAGGAGGUACUUGCUCAAGGAGCUUAUAUGCUAUUAUAUAGUAGGAACUGUGUGCGCCCUCCUUGUGCCAAUUCCCUGGAAUCUUCAGGGAAGGAGGGACAGGUGGUGGCAGAGGCCCAAGAAUCAGGGCCAUGUUCACGAGCACCAGUUGAAUCCCUGAACGUUGUGGAUUGUGUGAAUCCAGUUAUCACUCCUCUCUGUGUCUCUUCUGAUGUUUCACACAUGAAUGAAUCUAUACCAGAGGAAGAGUUGUCUUUGCAAGUUGGUGAAGAUUCAAAAUCCACUAGUGGUGGUCCACAAGAUAUGCGUUUAUAUGAUCCUGGUUGCUCUUCCUCUGGUUCAAAGGAUAUUGAGUGUCGUAGCAAUGAAGAUUCUCAUGAUGUAGUUGUUUCUGUCGAACUCGAGCAUAAAGAAGUUCCUGACUUGCCUUCUUCUAGCGAUUCAAUUUCAGUUAUGGUUCAAAGUAAGGAAUGUGACUCAUCCAGCUCGUACUCUGUUUAUGAAUCCAGUUUUGAGGAUGGAAGUGGAGCAACGAAUAAUUAUGCAAAUGACUUGUAUUUGGAAUCUUCGGCUAAAAAUUAUCUGUCCAGUCUGAAUAUUGACCAUGAAAUGGCCGAGACAUCUCUUGAGGUUUGUACUGCUGCUUCAAGUUCAGUUAGAGAAAAGUCAGAUGGAGCAAAUCAUGCUGGUUCUGAAACUUCGCCAAGCCUCAGUUUGGAGCCGGUGGUAAUUGUUAAGCCACAGAAGUGUUCCCCUGUAGCCCAGACUGCUGAUGGCGAAGUUUCAAGAUUGGCUGGAAUGAAAUCGCCCUGCAAGGGAAAUUCGAAGCCACUGUUCUCUUCAGGUUUUCUUAACAAAAGCACAAGAAGUCGAUCUCUGAAAAGACAAGUGAAAAUCGAUGUAGAACAUACUGCUUGUUCUUCCGGGAAGGAUGACAGGAACUGUAACGGAGUUGAAAAACCUGCUUUUCCUGGUCAGAGCAUUGAUGAAGUUUGUGAACAUAAGGAAUUUUCCUUAAAUGGUGGUAGGGCAUUAACAACGUGUUCUGUUCGGACACAGUCUGAGAAUUGUGUAGAGGAUGAUGAUGAUAAGUUGACUAGAGAAGCACAUGGGGUUUUUGAUCCCCGUAAUGAGAAUGAAUGCAAUGGAGGUGCAGUAUCUGUUCACUCUGAUAAGAACCACAGAAACAAUCAUAAUUGUGACAAUGGACAUGAGAAAGUCUCUGAGAAUGGCAGUGGUCAGCUUGUGAAGCACUGGUUGCCAGUUCAGCGGCUAGAAAGCAACUCUUGUUCCGAAGAGAAGUUGAAGUCGCUGCCUUCAUCUGGUUUUCUUGGUAGUCACAGGAGGGAAAAAAUUUUGGGCCCAGAUGGGGAAACUCAAAAACCACCUGUUGAAGUUGAUGCUCCCAGCAUGGUUGAUGUGAAAUGCAAUGGUAUUGCUGAACAUGCUCUUGAUCAUCAAAAUAUAUCCGAGGCUAAUGGUCAUGGUCAACUUGCUUCAGAUUCUAAUGGUACCUCAACAUCUUGUUUUAUAGCCAAUCACAUUGUGAAUAAAAAUAAGAUGGUCAAUAAAGAAAUUUCUGAAGUUCGUUACCCCCAGAACAACUGCAGCAGAGAUUCUGUUCUUUCGGAUGAGAAUGGUGAAGGCAUUUAUAACAUUGGUUCUGGACAGGUGACAUUCUGUGGUACUAGCAGUAGUCAGCUUUUAGAUUGCAUGACUCCAUUUCUUUCUACUUCUUGUAAUAACAUGCCAUUAGGAAAGAAUUACUCAAACAAGAAUGAGGAAAGCCGGGAACUUAAUGAAACUGUCCAUCACCACGAGGUUGAAACAGACUGCCAAAGAUUGUCUGAUGGGAGACCGGUAACCUCCUGUGAAAUGGCAAAGCCACCAAAGAAGCAACCUCUGAACAUGACCUACAUUUCCCCCAAAGAACCAUGGUCAGUACAACAACAGCACUUGGAGCAAAGUUGUGAUUGCAGAGGAUACUUCAAUGCCACUCUUGCAGAUGAAGAUGGACAAGAUUUUAAGAGGCAAAGACGUGUGAAUUAGAAGCUAACAAAUCAAGAUUGCUUGUUGAUGCUGGAUUUCCUGAGGUUAGGGAGGCUAAGAGAAGAAGACAGGUGCUGGCAACAUGUUAUUUGAUGACAUUUAAGGUGUAUUCUUUCCACUUAUUUGAUAAUAUUUUUGCAUGUUGGUAGAUUCAUCUUAGGUUUUCAAUAUUUUGUAGAAAUCUCUGAUGAUCCUCUGCCAUGUGAGCUGCACUUAAUAUUCUUGUAGCAACAGAUAACAAAUUGUUGAUGAGUUGAUCUAUAUUCUAAUUUUUUUCCUUCUUGAUUUUAA